AUGGUGGUGCCUUCCGACGACCUCUGCUUUUGUUGGUCGUACAAGUGCGGCCCGAAUGGUGCACCGGUCAGCACUCGCACGCGACUGCGCCAUGAAAAGCGCGAUCGAGAAGAGGAAGAGCGCAGACAGCGUCAGCUUGCAGCGUCUGUGCUCCUGCAGACGGCUCCACUUCCAACCGGCCCACUCGAGCCCACAGCAAACGCUUCCAGAACCACUUCCAGCAUAAAUGUCGCAGCGAGACUCUCGAGCAGUCCGGAAUCGACCAGUAUUGAGCUCUCUGGCAACAUCGACCUCUUCUAUUCGGACAGCACAGGAUUUGAAGAUGACUAUGAAGAGCAAGGCUUCGACUUCCCGCCUUCAUCGUCCUCGCCUUCUUCCCCCGAGCUCCUCCCUCUGUCCUCUCCCGAACUCCUCCCUUCAUCGCCAGAGCAUUUACCUUGGUCACCUCCCCCGUCAUCUCUUCUUUUACGGUCGUUGACGCCCCCCGAGUCUCCUGAGGAGAGACAGCUCUCGGAAGCUGUACAAGAACGGUCGCACGAGCGCUUGACGAGCAUUGAAUCACCCGCAGACAUCCUCAUACCCGCCUUCCAGCAGCCUGCGGAGUUGCGACUCGCCUACCUGCAGGUUAUCGCUGCGCAUAUAGUCGGCAACUCGACGGUGGUCGAGGCUACGCAGCAGCUCAAAGACAGGCUUGAUCUACUCGAUGUAUGCGGGAAGCUGCUGGUAUAUCCUCCCCCUCGUCGCUCUAUCACUACAGUGAAGAAGGAUCUUGGGCUUGCUGUCGACGAUUUCGUGCGCCGGAUUCCUGUAUGCCCCUCUUGUUUCCACCAUUUCUCUUAUGACAAUAUCAACGCCCUCCCCUCUCCCUCCUGUCCGACACGAUAUUGCAAGGGUCAAAUAUAUCGGGUCAAGCGCCCACGCCCGGAUGACGACGCACCCAGCGAUUCCGUCAACGAGAAACACAUUCCCGAGAAGAUACUUCUGUACUGCCCUCUCCGCCCAGCACUUCAGCGAUUUCUGCUAUGCCCAUCAUUCAUCAGCAACCUCCGGGACACCUCAUCCGACGAACACCGGCCCCCAGUAAACGAUGAAACCCCCAUGCAUGACAUUUACGACGGUAGCAAGUGGAGCCAGCAGGAAAUUGGCCUUAAUCGCAUCUUUCACGCAGAUGGAUCGCCCGAGGAUGUCGAGGAGCGACCAGGCUCUCGUCGCUCACUGUUCUCAUGUGAUAUUGGGCUGAGCCUGACGAUCAACAUUGAUUGGUUUGGUAUUACAGACUCUCGUCCGUACUCGGUUGGUGCAGUGUAUCUUUCAUUCAACAACCUCCACCGCGCCGUUCGUUUCCUCCCACAUAACGUCCACCUUGCAAUGGCCAUUCCUGGGCCAACAGAACCCAGCCUCGAAGCCCUUAAUCCCUGCUUGGCUCCCCUCAAGGACAAAAUACGCGAGCUAUACAAAGGAGUAUAUAUGCGCGCCCAUGGGUUCCAUCGACCUCAGGAAGUCGCCGUGAACAUACUCUGCGAGUGUGCAGACAUCCCCGCCACUCACUACGUACAAGGCACCACUAGGCAGACGCGUUGA
Coniophora puteana RWD-64-598 SS2 is the source of this 1581-nucleotide messenger RNA. RefSeq lists its product as uncharacterized. The record is from RefSeq and is a predicted model, not a curated record. The transcript has 5 exons. Bases 1 to 1581 code for a protein of 526 amino acids. NCBI's taxonomy places the organism in Eukaryota, Fungi, Basidiomycota, Agaricomycetes, Boletales, Coniophoraceae.